Nematostella vectensis (starlet sea anemone) is the source of this 2612-nucleotide messenger RNA. Its product is annotated as galactose-3-O-sulfotransferase 2. Bases 625 to 2115 code for a protein of 496 amino acids. Gene Ontology annotation, biological process: glycolipid biosynthetic process. Gene Ontology annotation, molecular function: galactosylceramide sulfotransferase activity. Gene Ontology annotation, cellular component: membrane. The transcript has 6 exons. The record is from RefSeq and is a predicted model, not a curated record. Lineage: Eukaryota; Metazoa; Cnidaria; Anthozoa; Actiniaria; Edwardsiidae.
UCGGCUCAUUAUUAAACCUGUGACCAAAUCCAUCUUUUGCCUGACACCGCGCUCCAUUCUGCCACCAGGGCGUGUGGGAGCAUGUUCUCAAAAUGUAUGCUCGACACAGACUACUUCUAUCACUACAAAAGAUGAAAAUACAAUGAAGUACGAUGCCUAUAUUCAUGUUCGCGUUCGGCUAAGGGGCCGACCAUUUAUUUACAUAUUUUUAAGGAAAAAUAUUAUUGCAUCGCUUAGUCCAAAGAAAAAGCCCAAUGCCAUAACAACGAAACCCUGCACGUCGGCUACUGCCAAAAACAACUGCCCAACAGACACCCCCCCCCCCCCCCCAUAACAUUAAAUGGUUGACUUCUAAGUUAACUGUUCACAUCCACCUGCCAAAUCUGAAUGCUAGCGUUAAAAUAUUUCAAAGAGGGGAAUCGACCCCGAACACAUGGUACCUGUUUUUCUACCCAUUGUUUAAUCAGGAUCGCUUAACAAUAACAUUUCGCUGGAAUCGAGCUGUAAACGUUUAGAGAUACAAGUUUAUUAGUCUUGUGGAGCCGUAUUAUCACCAUGCGGCGAAGAUCUCGGAAAUCUUCGAUCUCGCUAUCGUGAUUAUCCCCUGUUGUACGUCUUCAGGCCAUGAGGACCCGUAGUAAUUUUCGAUGCCCUGCUUAUGUUGUGGUUGUAUUUGUAUUUGUUUGUAUUGUUAUUAUGGUAAAGAUGCAGGAAGCCAGGAGAAAGUUUUCCCGCACAAAUCCUGUAGAGGAUGAAUCCUCGGACACCGUGAGCUCACGCUUGGUAGGACUGAGCUCGUCUCAGAUAAUCUACCUGGACAGCUAUCACGUGGCUCUCAACUCAGAUGAGACUUUGGAUCCUGAAAAUACCAGUGGUAUUACCAAUUUGGGCGGCCGCUCUGAAGUCCAAGAGACGCACGAUGAGAUAAUGAAGGUCUCCGAGGUGGCGGAGGAGAACAACGAGGCGGAGAGGGACGAGACCAUCGACUACAACUUGGGCUGGCCUGAGGCCACCACCACCUCAUUGACAAGAUCCCCGUGUGAGCUAGAUCGUCCGGAGCGCAACAUCAUUCUCGUGAAGACGCACCGUACUGGAACCAGCACCCUAGCGAACAUUCUCUACAGAGCCGGAGAUCUUAACAACCUCCAAUUCGCAUUACCUAAGCGCAAAACCUACGAAUUCUACUGGCCUUUGCGCUUCAAUCCGAGCUUUGUCGACAAGCAGUACUUGAACGCUUCGAGGCCAAAUCUACUGAUCAACGCUAAGUAUGAACAGAGCGCCAUGUCCAUGAUGAUUGGCAAGGAAGCACACUUCAUCGCAAUACUGCGUGAGCCGACCACACAUUUCGAGUCUGCAUUCUACUCGUACAGACUUGAUGCGCUCCUUGGUCUAGAAAACGCCACAAACCCGCUGCAGGCAUUCCUUACCAGUCCCCAUGAACAUGUCGAGAAGUACCUGAAGGGCACAAAGCGAGUAGAUCCCAGCCUCAACGCCGCUGUCAACGGUCAGUUUUUCGAUCUCGGUCUGAUGCACAAGUACUUUUCGGAUGAUCACGUGAUCAACAGUACCAUGGCGGAGCUGUCGAAAGCGCUCGACCUCGUGCUCAUCAGCGAGUACUUCGACGAGUCACUCGUGCUGCUCACCCGACUGCUCUGCUGGGAGCUGGACGAUGUUGUCUAUUUCCGGCUACGUAACCGCGCUAAUGACUACAGGGAGCUAAAUAUCACUGCUGAGAUGCAGAAACGCAUUCUUGCUUGGAACAAGGCGGAUGUUGCCCUGUAUCAGCACUUCAACAAAACCUUGUGGGAGAGGAUUGGCAAACAGGACGGCAGCUUUCACGAUGACGUACUAAAACUCAAAGAGAAAGUCCGACAGCUCGAGGAGGAAUGCGUGGAGUCGUACAAGGUUGACGCGAAUACGGGGGAAUUGGUCGUGAACAUUUACUCAGAUUUACCGCCAGACAACAGAUACCUGUGCGAUAAAAUAGCGCUGAGUGAAGAAAAUUAUAUUAUUUAUCUGAAGAGAAAGAUGAGCGUAAAGUUCGCGGCCGAUAGCGCAUUCAUCAGAGAGUUGUACAGAAUGAAAGAGACCGAGUGGAAUACGACGUUGCCAUAAAAUUCUGGUGGUACGCUCCGCUUAUCAAGAUUGUUAUGUUAUGUAUUUUUCACACAUGUAGCCAGCGCAGUUGAAUUUAUAUAAUGAAAUAUUUUAUACGCUAAAAUAUAUAAAUACAUAUUAUUUUUUAUUUAGAAUAAUAAAAUAUAACAAAGAAAUACAUAUUAUUUAAUUGCAAUAACACGGACUAUUUUUUAACGCGAAGUUUUUGCAUAUGAUAUCUAUGCCCUUCCCCCUCCCCCUAAAAAAUUAAUGUUUCCGCAUCUAAAACGUUCAACGUUUAAUAAGUUUAAAUAACUUUAUCUAAAUCAAAAAUGUGUAGUGUCUUGUCUUUUAAUAUUAAGAAUGUGACCCGUAAGUUAAUCACUGAACGAAACAGUGUUAAAAUAGAGUUGCUGCUAUUGACUUACACACAAAUUCUCUAAUGCUAGCUGAGGUGGAAGAAAUACGAUAGUUUGGGUAUAGCGGGAGCUAAUACACACUUUCCAUCACCUAAA